AGAUGUGCUGAUCUCACCGUUACCGUCGGUUACCAGAGCCGCGUUCCUCUCUCUCUCUCUCUCUCUCUCUCUGUCUCUCUCCCUCCCCCUCGAGCGUCUCCUCUCAUCUUUUCUCUUGAGCUGAGAGUGAGAGACAAAGGCCCCCGUCCGUUCUGCACACGCUUAGACCGCCAACGCUCUUCUGCAUGCCGGAUCCAGUUUUUCUCGCACUACUAUGCCUGUGUGCCGGACCGCUGCGUUUUAACUCGCGCGUGUGUGGAAGUGUGUUUUACGGAUACUACAAAGCACUCGUGGUGGACUAGGAUUCCUCGUCUUUAAUGGAAGGAUUGUACCACGACAUUUCCAGAAUUUCAUUUUACACAGAAUAUGACAGACACCUAGCGCACAGUAAAGGCAUGGCGACGGCAUACCUGGAGCCCAACCACACCCUGGGCACCGGGGCCAAGGCCCGUCUCAGCGCGGGGACGGAGCGGGCCCCCAGGGCCCCGGACAGGGUCCUGAAGGUCUUCCAUCACUUUGAGAACAACAGCGAGCGCAGCACCUGGUCUAGCAACAUCCGGUAUGGAGACGCCACCGACGUCAGGGGAAUCAUUCAGAAGAUCGUGGACAUUCAUAAGGUCAAACACGUGGCUUGUUUUGGGCUGCGUCUCACUCACGCACCGUCGGGCGACAUCCACUGGCUCCACCCAGAUAUGGGCGUGUCCCACGUGAGGGAGAAAUACGAGCAGAAACGCCCACAGGACGAAUGGAGGUAUGAGCUGAGGAUCCGUUACCUGCCCAAGGGCUUCCUCAAUCAGUUCGCUGAAGACAAACCCACUCUCAGCUAUUUUUAUCAGCAGGUGAAGAAUGACUACAUGCUGGAGAUUGCGGAUCAGGUGGAGCAGGAGAUGGCGCUGAAGCUGGGAUGUCUUGAGAUCCGGAGAUUCUACAGAGAGAUGAGAGGAAACGCUCUGGAUAAAAAAUCCAACUAUGAACUCUUAGAAAAGGACGUUGGACUUAGACGGUUCUUCCCCAAAAGUUUGUUGGAGUCGGUUAAGGCCAAAACGCUGAGGAAACAGAUCCAACAGACGUUUAAGCAGUUCGCCAACCUGAACGACGAGCAGAGCAUACUGAAGUUUUUUGAGAUCCUGGCCCCCGUCUACAGAUUCGACAAAGAGUGCUUUCGAUGUGCUCUGGGGUCGAGUUGGGUCAUAUCAGUGGAUCUCGCUAUCGGUCCAGAGGAGGGAAUCAGUUACCUGACAGACAAGGGUUCCACGCCGACACAUCUGGCCAACUUCACGCAGGUGCAGAGCAUCCAUUACUCGUGCGUGGAGGAGAAGGAGAGGAAGGGCGUCUUGCAGCUGGACGUGGCAGGAGCCGCUGAGCCUCUCACGAUCAGCACGCCGUUCUUCGCCACCGCUGAGAACAUGGCCGACCUCAUCGACGGCUACUGUCGCCUGCUCAACGCCGUCAGCCAGUCCUUCAUCGUCAGACCUCAGAAAGAGGGGGAAAGAGCUCUUCCAUCCAUUCCAAAACUUGCCAACAACGAGAAGCGGCUGGAGGGGAUCCGGGCAGGAGUUCGUGCCAUCUCUGUUUCAGAAGAUCUUAGCGGAGAUGAAACAGACGACUAUGCAGAGAUCAUAGAUGAGGAGGACACCUACACCAUGCCCUCUACAGAAUGCUAUGGAUUAGACUCAGCUCAGGACUAUGAGAUCCAGCGGGACAGAAUCGAGUUGGGACGGUGUAUCGGCGAGGGCCAGUUUGGCGAUGUCCACCAAGGGGUUUACAUCAGUCCGGAGAAUCCAGCAUUAUCAGUGGCCAUUAAGACGUGUAAGAACUGCACCUCAGACAGCGUGCGUGAGAAGUUCUUACAGGAAGCUCUGACAAUGCGGCAGUUCGACCAUCCACACAUUGUGAAGCUGAUUGGAAUAAUCACUGAAAAUCCGGUCUGGAUCAUCAUGGAGCUGUGCACGCUUGGAGAGUUGAGGUCAUUCUUGCAAAUAAGGAAGUACAACCUCGAUCUGUCCACGCUGAUUCUGUUCGCCUACCAGCUGAGCACAGCGCUGGCGUACCUGGAGAGCAAACGCUUCGUGCACAGGGACAUCGCUGCCAGGAACGUGUUGGUGUCUUCCACGGAUUGUGUGAAACUUGGUGAUUUCGGUCUUUCCAGAUACAUGGAGGACAGUUCCUAUUAUAAAGCUUCUAAAGGGAAACUGCCGAUCAAAUGGAUGGCUCCUGAAUCCAUAAACUUCCGUCGGUUUACCUCAGCCAGCGACGUCUGGAUGUUUGGUGUGUGUAUGUGGGAAAUCCUCAUGUUCGGCAUCAAGCCCUUCCAGGGCGUGAAGAAUAAUGACGUGAUCGGGCGGAUAGAGAACGGUGAGAGGUUAGCGAUGCCCCCAAACUGCCCUCCCACCCUCUACAGCCUGAUGACCAAAUGCUGGGCAUACGACCCCAGCAAACGGCCGCGCUUCACCGAGCUCAAGACACAGCUCAGCACUAUCCUGGAUGAGGAGAAGGCCCAGCAGGAGGAGCGUUUCCGUAUGGAGAUGAGGAGACAGGUCACCGUGUCCUGGGACACUGGGAAUUCAGACGAGGCGCCUCCGAAGCCCAGCAGACCUGGUUACCCGAGUCCUCGAUCCAGUGAUGGCUAUUUCCCUAGUCCACAACACUCUGGUCAGCACAAUCAUUACCAGGGGUCUGGAUAUCCUGGGGCACUCGUGCCCGGUGCGGGAUACCCGCCGCAAGCCUCCGUCCUCGACCCGCAUGAAACAUGGAACCAUCACCGACAGGAGGUGCCUGUGUGGUCUCCAAACAUGGAGGAUGGGGGCGCUCUGGGGAUGGAGGAGACGCUCAUCAAACAGCAGCAGCAGAUGGAGGAGGACCAGAGAUGGCUGCAGCAGGAGGAGAGCUUCCUGAAGCCGGAGUCGAGGAACUCGAGGGGCAGCAUCGACCGCGAGGACAGCGCUCUCCAGUCCCCGAUGGGGAAGCAGCAUGUUUAUCAGCCGGUGGGUAAAGCAGAACAUGUGGCUCCUCCAAAGAAGCCGCCCCGUCCCGGCGCUCCGAGUCACCUGACCAACCUGAACCCCGUGGACAGUUACAACGAGGGUGUCAAGCCCUGGAGGAUCCAGCCUCAGGAGAUCAGUCCUCCUCCCACAGCAAACCUGGACCGCUCCAGUGAUAAGGUGUACGAGAACGUGACGGGGCUGGUGAAGGCCGUGAUCGAGAUGUCCAGCCGCAUCCAGCCCGCGCCGCCCGAGGAGUACGUCCCCAUGGUGAAGGAUGUUGGACUGGCGCUCAGGACUUUACUGGCGACGGUGGACGAGACCAUCCCAGUGUUACCAGCCAGCACUCACAGAGAGGUCAGACCUGCUCAACUCUCCUCUUCAGCUACCAGGGACUAGUCUUUUUUUUCUUUUCUUUUUUUGGUGAAUUCAUCUUUUUCAAAAAUAGUGUUUUUC
This is a messenger RNA of Sinocyclocheilus grahami, 3437 nucleotides long. RefSeq names its product focal adhesion kinase 1-like. Bases 318 to 3380 code for a protein of 1020 amino acids. Gene Ontology annotation, molecular function: ATP binding; protein tyrosine kinase activity. The record is from RefSeq and is a predicted model, not a curated record. The transcript is spliced from 34 exons. Gene Ontology annotation, biological process: signal complex assembly; protein phosphorylation. NCBI's taxonomy places the organism in Eukaryota, Metazoa, Chordata, Actinopteri, Cypriniformes, Cyprinidae. Gene Ontology annotation, cellular component: focal adhesion; cytoskeleton.